Vombatus ursinus (common wombat) is the source of this 1059-nucleotide messenger RNA. RefSeq names its product XPA, DNA damage recognition and repair factor (gene XPA). The record is from RefSeq and is a predicted model, not a curated record. The transcript has 6 exons. Gene Ontology annotation, cellular component: nucleotide-excision repair factor 1 complex. Bases 172 to 993 code for a protein of 273 amino acids. Lineage: Eukaryota; Metazoa; Chordata; Mammalia; Diprotodontia; Vombatidae. Gene Ontology annotation, biological process: UV-damage excision repair; base-excision repair; nucleotide-excision repair involved in interstrand cross-link repair. Gene Ontology annotation, molecular function: damaged DNA binding.
AUUCCGUCCCUCCUCCUUGAGCCACCGUGCAUCUUUCCGGCUAAGGUUUGGGGAGGGGGUUUUGGAGGUCCGCUUUGAAAGACGGCGACAUUCAUUUCCCAAGCUGGGGCCCGUGGGGGCUGAAGUGCGCGGUCCCCGCACCGUGGAACCGAGUGCCUGUCUGAGGCGGCCAUGGAGGCGGAGGUGGGGCCGGGGGAGUCCAAGGAGCCGGCUGAGCUCCCUGCGGCGGUGCGGGCGAAGAUCGAGCGAAAUCGGCAGCGGGCGCUGAUGCUGCGCCAAGCCCGGCUGGCGGCCAGGCCGUACCCGGCGGUGGGGGCAGCGUCAGGGAGCGCCGGAGGAGCAGGAAUUACUAAUGUGAAAUCAGCACCAAAAAUAAUUGACACGGGAGGUGGUUUCUUUUUAGAAGAGGAAGAAGAAGAAGAGAACAAAAUUGACAAAGUUGUACAUAAACCAGGGCCUGUUCUAGAGUGCGAUUAUGCAGUUUGUGAAGAAUGUGGGAAAGAGUUUAUGGAUUCUUACCUCAUCAACCAUUUUGAUUUGGCAACUUGUGAUAAUUGCAGAGAUGCUGAUGGUAAACACAAGCUUAUAACCAAAACAGAAGCAAAACAACAGUACCUCUUGAAAGACUGUGAUUUAGAAAAGAGAGAACCAGUGCUUAAAUUUAUUGUGAAGAAGAAUCCUCAUCAUUCACAGUGGGGUGACAUGAAACUUUACUUAAAACUGCAGGUUAUAAAGAGGGCUCUUGAAGUCUGGGGUAGCGAAGAAGCCCUCGAAGAAGCAAAGGAGGUCCGACAGGAAAACCGGGAGAAAAUGAAACAGAAAAAAUUUGAUAAAAAAGUAAAAGAAUUACGCAGAGCUGUAAGAAGCAGUGUAUGGAAAAAAGAAACAGCUAUUCACCAGCAUGAGUACGGACCUGAAGAAAGCAUUGAAGAUGACAUGUAUCAGAAGACUUGUACAAUUUGUGGCCACCAAUUGACAUAUGAAAAAAUGUAAUGUAAAUUUUUAGACUUAGCCAUUUUGAAAUGUUUUAUAUUUAAAUAAAGAGAAUUUUAAAGACAA